AUGGCGCUAUUGCGGCGCCUAGCCGUUUUCGCCUCCGUUCUGCUGUUGGCCGAGAAUACGGCAGCAAAACAGCUUCAUCGCAACACGGCGCACAUGCUGGAAGUCCCAUCGGUCAACAAUCACCGACAGAAGGCCUAUGUGAAACCCAACACAAUGUCCGAGUCCAGGCACCAGACCACGCUGUCCAUGUCGUCACCCUCAUCAGAAUCGAGGAACGAGUCAAAGGAGGCUGACAAGGCCGAGGAGGCCCCUACUGUAACUGCUGAAGAUUUUAUUCGUGGCAGGGCAACUAUUGAGUUCCCUGCAGGCGCCACAUACGCCAAAAUUGAUCCCCAGAAGAGUCUGAUUGGUGCCAUUGUUAUUUUCGGGAUAUACCUCGUCGGGACCAUGUUGUACAACUACAUCCGGAAAGUAACGGAGAAGAAACGCGUAGAGCAAGCGUUGCGCGACUACGAGGAGGAGAAGGAGCACUACAUCGAGUACGGGGAAACGGUGGAUGUUGCCGGCUCCGGGUCAUGA
Molecule: messenger RNA, 519 nt
Organism: Babesia bigemina
Lineage: Eukaryota; Apicomplexa; Aconoidasida; Piroplasmida; Babesiidae
Product: membrane protein, putative
Exons: 3
Coding region: 1-519 (172 amino acids)
Source: RefSeq, a predicted model, not a curated record